UAACGGAGCGGAGGAGACACCCUGGGUUGUGUUUUAGGACGAGCUGGAUGAGGUCUACAUCUAAAUACACCAACAGCCGGGGAGGAUUAGGCAACCCCGUCCGGAUCGCCACAUUGAGUUAAACAAAAAAAAAAAAAAAAACGAUGGAUGAAUGAACGUCCAAAAGAAGAAAGGAAAAGAAAGAAGAGUUUAUUUAGGUUUCUACUCCGACUCCCGGAUGUUGUUGCACGGAAAGUUGGACCUGGUCUGGAUUUAAAAGAAGGUCACCUCUGCAACCUCCUACACAGAUGACAAAAAUGCAUCCUUGUGCAUGGAUUAAUGGACAGUACCGACAACUUGGACCAUCCUCACGAUCCCCACAAACAAACGCUCAGCAUACCCAUGUUGAACAGGACACAAUGUGGAAUCCGCAAGCUGCGGCAGCAAAUAACUCAUACCAGUACACAGGAUCAAACACAGGUGUACGGCCACCACACUUUAACAGACAGACGUCAAAUUGGCAGACAUCAGCAGUUCCUUAUCAGGCAGUUUCUUGUCAGCAGCCAGCUGGAGGGGAGUCUAGAUUUUAUUAUAUGAAUGUGUCAGCUGGCAAUCAGCAAAACUCAUACACAAAUACUCAAAGUCGAAAUCUUCAUUUGGACACUAAUGGACAUAAGGUUGCCAGUCAGAGAAAUUUUCAUCCCAACCAUGGAUUCCUCAAGUCAUCGACCCAGAGUUCACCCAAUGUAACGAUAGCGAACACUACAUACCCUCAGCAAGACCUCUCAGCACAUUGGAACCAACAGGGUAUAGUUAAUGCACAGAGAGGCAGACAGACUGCUCAUAACCAGAAUCUCAGACAAAAUGGCAAUCAGCAAGGAUUCAUUCCUUCCUUACCCCCACCUAGUUAUAAUGAGACUGCCCUGCAGUCUUGCAGGAACAACAGCAUUACUACAAACUCAUCCGCAACUGAACAACUGUCGCACCUUCUUAGUGUGAGAACUCAGAAAUACCCAGUUCACAUCAACUCAAUGCAAAACAAAGGGGACAAGACCACCAUAAACCCUGCUGGUCAUACACAAGAGCAAAUGUUCAAAUACCAGAUGAUCGCAAGAAUCGAGGAGGAUCUACACAAGUCGUUCCCUGCUAGCUCAGGUGGUCAACCUCCAGCGUAUACUACUUCAACUUACAGAGGGAAGCAGCUUGCCAGCGAGGUCAGAAUGACGGAGUCUAAUCAACAUAUGCAACCUGUGACAAGGACUGUCACUGAAAGUUAUAACUCAAAUGCCUCACAAUCCUCAGCCCUCAAUUUUGCACUAACCUUUUCUAAAACCACCCACAUGUCAAGAACACAGCAGAGUGUGGCUGCACCACAGCAAAUCUCUGUACCAAAUGUCUUCUACGUCAAAGCAACAGGAAAUGGAAAUGGAGAGAAAGAAUCUCAAUCGAUGAUGCCUGAGAGCAAUUCAUCACAGAGAAGUACCACAGAAUCAUCUGUAGCAAACAAUCAUGACAUACUUGAAGCUAUCUUAUCAGUCAAGGCAAAUGACGCCUCGAAUCACUCAUCUCCUGGUUGCAUGGGAACAAGAGCUGUUGCUGUUGUGCAACCAUUGUCACAGGAAUACUACCAGGUUGCCAGCAAGCAUACCCCUGUUUCCUGGAUCAAUCAAUCCAAGGAGCAUGCUGCAACAGAUGGGUCUUUGAGGAGCCUUGAGAAAUAUGUUAAUUCACCAGCUGUGGCAACAAUAACAGCUCCUUAUUUGAGACAUGGAUCUCCUCUUCACCCAGAAAACCCAAAUCAAACAAGGUCCAACAAAUAUAUUAUCAGCCAUUCAGCAGGAUCCAAUGAUAGUAGCUUUGCAUCAUCUCCAGAUUCAGCUGGGCAUCAACACCGGUCACAAAAAAAUGUAUGUGCAGAGGACACAGGAUCUGAGCCAGCUAUUAACAUGGAAGUAGAGCAGCAUGUUAAGCUAAGUGCUAAUCAGUCAGUAACCCCUGAAGUGCAAGUGAGUCAAAGUAAGAAUUCAACUGAGCCAGAGGCCUGCGUUCCUGAGCUUUCCCAGGUCCCAACACUCCCAUGGACACAUGUCACAUUAACUAAGUUGAUAGAGCAAGAUGAACAAGCCCAGUCAAAACUCAAACCAAGUUCUACAAUGUUUGAUUCUUUAAGAUUACUAAACAUGUUUUGGGAUGGCAACACUGAAAACCUGAUAACUAAGCUCAAGACAGGCUGGUACAGGGGUUUGAUCACUGAUGUUAAGGAAUUCUGCCACAAACAUACAACACAAGAUUCUGUCAUACUGUCACAAGUAAAGCCCAGCUCUCUGAAGCAACUCCAAAGCUACCAUGUCCUCAAAGAUAAUGAAGUUUAUUCAGAACCGCCCUACAAAUCAUCUUGGUUGAAUGUCAGUGAGCAGUUAGAUGACAUUGAUAAUGAGUUUGGCUUCCCGUGGACUUGGAAACACCAUCUUCAUGUGCUUGAGAGUCACAGCCAGCCAGAUGUGGACGGGGCAGUCAACAGCUUUCUUGCACAGGCUGCAAAUGAGGUACCAAACAAGGACUUGUCGCAAACUGAGCUUGAACCAGUUGACUCAGCUGAAGAAAAACAAGCCUCUGCUGUUGAAGCCACUUCUACACAAGCUGCCUCUCCUAAUGAAACAGAAAUAGCUGAUUCCAGUGACUCGUAUUACUCAUUUGAAAUCAAAGUUUUGCCUCCAGAAGAGGCCAUGGUUAUCUUUGAGCAAGCUCAACGCAAGAUGCCACAAAGUAUGGACACUGACCCUCAGCCUGAGAUAGUCAUGAAUAGCUCUGUGCAGGAUGAGCUACCCGAGGCAAUGGAUGUCACACUGAAUGAUUCAAAACUGAACUCAGUCCUGCCAAUACAACAGGUUUGCUGCCUGUCAAAGUGGUUGCAUAUCAUUUGUGCGUCAGAGGAAUCUUCCAGUAAAUGCGAGUGCAACAACGAGCAAAGGGUUGAAGAUUGCACUGACAAGACCCUUGGUGGGGAAGAGAUGGCAGUACAUCGCACACAGGAAGAAAACCUGUGUGCGAUCAGGUCUCCCAGCAAAUUUCACAUGGAAGGAGAGAAUCAAGUGGAGGAUGGGGAGAACAUCAACAAUCAAAUUAUGACAUAUAGUCAGUCUGAGCUGAGUGAAAAUGAUCAGUCUGACAAAGAACCGAAGAACAUUUCCAAAGUAAGCAUUAACAGUACCCUGUCAUGCAUUUUACGCUUAAGUGACACAGAAGACGAAGAUCUCAUCAGCAGUGACACUGAAAUUCAGUCAGUCAGUGGUGGCAAAGAAAUUGAAACUCUCUGCAGCACUGAAAGUAAAGUUGCCAGCCAGAUUUCAGGCCUUGCAGAGACGUGUGGACAGAUUCAGUUGACAUCUUCAGAUGUGGCUGAGUCAUCAUCGGAAACUGAAAUAAGUGUGACGGCUGCCCUCCAGACAACUUUGAGCCACAAUGGUAAAUGUGAAACCGUUGAAAGAAAGCAGAAGAGACUGGACAGUCAUGAUAGAUUUCAUCCAUUCUUUAAGAAAUCUAACAAAACCAAAUCCAUGGAUUCACAGCCUUCAAGAUGUGGCAAGGUUGUAGUUGAUGCAACUGAUAGUGAACCUUUAGCCUCAAAUGUCACAUCGGUACAGCUGGUACUGUUUGGCUCAGCAUCACGCAACAAGUGUGUUUCGAUUGGCAGCAGAAAAAGAUAUGUUUCACCCCCAGGGGCUGUGUCUUACGGAGUAGCAAGGCCCUCUGAAAUUCUCAAUGUAUAUCUUAGUCCCUUGAAGAAACAGUCUUGCCAAACUGUCCGGAGAGAGGAACAUUCAGUCAAACCAUAUAUUUACGAAAAAUGGAGACAUUUUGUACCAAAUAAAAGUAGACACAGAAGCAAACUGAAAAAACAGAAGUGCAAUAUUGCCUCUUUAUCUGAGGGGAGUCUGAAGAAAGAUGAAACGGGUGGCCCCGCCACCUGUAGGAAGCAGCCAGUUCCUUCUCAAAUGAGCACCUGGAGUCGAAAAACUAAGCGCUGCCUAAGUUUGAAGAAGAGGAGGUCCCUCUCUAACGAACUCAAAUGCAGAGAGAAGACAAAGAAGGAUGCAAUCACACAGCCUGCUGAUGAAAAAAGUAACAAUGGCAAUGGAAGCUAUCGUGUCAUGUCCAAGGGGAACAAUAUCCUGAAGUUCAGUGUGUUACCCAAAACCUUCAUCUUCAAAGAUGGAUCCAACGAGGGAAAACAAACCAAUGACCCUGUUUCAGAUAAGCCUGGCCUUGAUGAAAGAAAAGACAAAACCCCCAACACAACUGUCACAACGGACAGAGGUACGUGGUAUCCAGAUCCUGAGAAGAGGUCUUGUCCUCUAAGUUUGCGUCCUGACCGCAAGACCUCCAGCGUCUUUGAAGAGUUUCAGAAGAAAUACAAGAAGAGGACACAGACGCCACAUUGAUGAAUAACAUGACAGCUGAAAGUUUCAUUAGCAACAGAGACAGCUUUUAGGUGAAUUACUAUCUUCUGAAAUUCUUCGUUUGAGAAGAUUCCCCUGGAGAUUGUUACAGAAAUUAUGUCUUAGUGUUUUUGUACUUUAUAUUCAAGGAGUAAAGUGCUAGUUUUAUAUAUGCUCUUAAAAGCCAUACUUCUAUAAUAUGGGUCGUAUUUUCACACAAAAUCUUCAGUUGAUUUCACAUCUGUCAAUGUUCAUGUCAUCCAGUUCAGGUGCGAUUACUCAUGACCGAAAGACGAAGAAGUGUGUGAACUGUAUAUUUCCUACAUGUAUUUUUUCAUUUAUUUCAUGUAUUUAUAUAUUUUUUACAUUGAGAAUAUUUUCAUAUAAUAUGAAUUUCAUAUGAAUAGUUUCCUGCAAUAUUUGCAACUUAUUUCUUUAUAAGAAACUGAAAGAACUAUCUAUUUUUUAUGGACUGUAUUAUUUCUUUUUUUUGUUUUUUUACAUUUCCUACAGAAAAUCACAAAAAUCAUCUGCUGCCUUGUUCAGUAUGUUCAGGGGUGAGGAAGGUGACUGGAAACAUCCUAACUGUAUCUUAGGUCAUCUGAAAUAAACUGUUUAAUUUCA
Molecule: messenger RNA, 5042 nt
Organism: Dicentrarchus labrax (European seabass)
Lineage: Eukaryota; Metazoa; Chordata; Actinopteri; Moronidae
Exons: 4
Coding region: 288-4421 (1377 amino acids)
Source: RefSeq, a predicted model, not a curated record